ACUGACUUUAGUUGACUUUAGUUUAGUGAUUUGUACCAAUAUGAACGUAGUUGUGACAGGAGCUGCGGGGUUUUUAGGCUCACGGGUCGCAGAUUAUUUGCUGUCGGAAAAAUCACCAAUAAAAGUUGCCAAACUUGUUCUUAUAGACAGCAUAACACCACAAACCAGGGAUGAUAAACCCGUGUCAACUUUUGCUCUGGACUUGACUGACCCUGCUGCAGCGGAAAAAGUUAUCACUCCAGAAACAAAUAUAGUAUUCCAUUUAGCUGCUGUUGUUACCGGUCAUGCUGAAGAGGAUUUUGAUUAUGGCCUGAAAGUAAACUUUGAUGUUACUCGAGUGCUAGUUGAAAGAGCUAGACAUGUAUCUCCAAAGAUUCGUUUCAUUUUUACCAGCUCUUUGGGAGUUUAUGGUGGUGACAUGCCGGAAGUUUUAGACGAUAGGACAGCAACGACUCCGCAGAAUUCCUAUGGAGCUGCGAAGGCUAUGAGUGAAUUGUUAUUGAACGAUUAUGGCAGAAGAGGUUUCGUUGAUACUAGGGUUGUGAGAUUGCCAACAGUAAGUGUGCGGGCUGGUGCACCGAAUCGAGCAGUUACGUCUUUUGUAAGUGGCAUAAUACGCGAGCCUCUCAAUGGCCAAGAAGCGAUUUGCCCAGUGGACGAGAACUUAGAAAGUUGGAUUACAAGUCCAUACGCAGUUGUACGAAACAUUGUUCAUGGAGGAGCUCUGCCAAAUGAUGUCUUGGAGACUUGGCGAGUUGUAAACUUACCGGGAAUUUGCGUUUCUGUGCGUGAUAUGUUGAUAGCACUGCGGAAAAUUGCCGGUGAUGAUGUAGCUAAUCUGGUGCGAUUCGAACGUGAUGAUUUCAUUAAUAAUAUAGUUAGCAGUUUGCCUACAAGGUUUGACAACGCACGGGCUCUUAAGAUGGGCUUCGAAGUUGAUGAAAGUAUUGAAUCUAUUAUACGGAUGUAUAUUAAAAAUGAAUUACCACGUACGUAUUCAAGAUAAUAUAUAAAUUAUUCUAGUAAUGUAUAACUCUUACUAAUUUUGCUGGAGUUGAUAUAUUAAAAAGAGUUUAUCAAA
Molecule: messenger RNA, 1081 nt
Organism: Leptidea sinapis
Lineage: Eukaryota; Metazoa; Arthropoda; Insecta; Lepidoptera; Pieridae
Product: D-erythronate dehydrogenase-like
Exons: 1
Coding region: 41-1006 (321 amino acids)
Source: RefSeq, a predicted model, not a curated record